Molecule: messenger RNA, 5416 nt
Organism: Cryphonectria parasitica EP155
Lineage: Eukaryota; Fungi; Ascomycota; Sordariomycetes; Diaporthales; Cryphonectriaceae
Exons: 3
Coding region: 1-4893 (1630 amino acids)
Biological process (GO): positive regulation of GTPase activity; negative regulation of TOR signaling; regulation of small GTPase mediated signal transduction
Cellular component (GO): cytoplasm; TSC1-TSC2 complex; nucleus
Molecular function (GO): GTPase activator activity
Source: RefSeq, a predicted model, not a curated record
AUGCUGCGUCGCAUCGCAUCGUUGGGCUUCGAAGCCCCUGAUGGUCAGCCUGGCGACCGAGAGUCCAUGCCUCCCAUCCCGGGGGAUGCGUCCCCGUCUUCCGAGUCCAAAAGUACUGGAGGCCUGGCCAGCGUCUUCAAGGGCCUGACGGGCGGGUCCAGGAUCUCAAAGGCCCCUCCCGUGCCCUCCUCGUCCAAUGCCCCCGCCUCAGCUCUGCUGUCCUCCGAACGAGUCAACACCGCCUCGCUAGCUGCCACAGGCGUGACCCCUCACUACAACGAAUGGCUCGACAAGCUCAAGUCCGGAACCCUCAGCGAGCGCAUCGCUGCUGCCGACUCCCUCCGUCUGACCCUGCCCGAGUAUCCGCUCGCGCCUGUCCUGCAAGUAUGGGAUGCUGCAAAAGAUUUGGUAGAGGCCUCGAGGCCCAGCGCUGUGAGGGCCGCCGGCUGGGAGCUGAUGGCUGAGUGCGCCAAGAACACCGCGAUCACGGAGCUCGAGCGCAAGGAAUACUUCCAGACCCUGUCUGGCCCCGCAAACCCAGACGACUCCUACCUGCGACUGGGUGCCCUUGUGGACCUGACGAACCACGGUCGCAACAUCUCUGGAUUCGACUACGAUAUCAUCCCGCUCCUGACGACCUGGCUUGCAGAUGCAUACAAUACUGCCAAACACAGGCGGAGGCAGACUCGCGGCGAGAAGAAGAGCUCAAAGGGGAAGGCCGCUGCGCCGUCCGAUGCGCCCGUGGCCGCCGAAGACAAGCUUCUCUCCCUGCUGGUCGCCUACAUCAUUGAGGUUCUCAAGUUCAACUUCAGGGUCGCCGAUGACGAUGUCAUAGGGCGGCUGAUCGAUACACUCCUUGACAUCUGCACGAAAACGACUGUCGAGGAGGAUCUGAUAUGUUGUAUCGAGGUAAUUGACGCCGUCAUUACCUACGGGUCUGUCCCGAAGCGGACCCUGGGCCGCUGUGUUGAGAUCCUCAGCUCGAUCUACUGCCUCGUGAGCGAUCUCCAGAAGACAGCCUGGCAUACACUGGCGAAUCUCCUCAAAUCACACAAUGGACAAGCUACUGUUCGGGUCCUGCUGAGCCUGCUGAGAGACUAUCCCCGCAACGGCCACGAGUCGAGUGAAGCAUUCAGGAUUGUUAGAGGCUCCCUGAGCGUCCUCCAGAAAUUGGUAGGGAAGUCCUCCGAGAAAGGAUACCCCACAGUGCCGUUGGCUUUGCUCAUAGACGGCUGUAACAAUGUCAUCGGCAAGUCACAAACCAGACGGAUAGCAGGGCCGACCCUGAAAUUGAUCAACACCUUAUUCAACGACGGCACACAGAAACUCAACCCGCUUCUGGAGGACGAGGACUGGACCCUCGUCCUGGAGGUGGCUGAGAAGUGCGUGGGUCGCCUGCCAUCUGACACCGAGGCCUCGCGGUCGAGAUUGAGCUUGUCCAGCGAGGGCAAGAAAGGUGAUAUAGGUCCCGAAGAACUCGAAAUCCUGCUCCGAAGACUAGAGGUUCUCGUGCGAGAGGGCGGCUCCGACUUCAUCCAGAGACAAGAGUGCAUUGCAUUUCUAACCAGAAUUCCUCACGUCCUCCUCGACUCGACGGCCGCUCUCGUUCUGGAUCACUUCAAGGAGUUUCGGUGCUGCUAUCCCUCGGAUCUGGACUGGGAAGCAAACCUCUCCCUGGUGUUGGACUUCUUCUUUCUCGAUCGUAGCCGCUCAACAGCUGUUCGGAUACAGGCUCUUCAAGCUGUGACCGAGGUCUACGACAUGCUGGAGCUGGUAGAAGACGAGCUAGAAGAAGAGUGCGUUCCGAACCUCGUGGAACAGAUCCUGUCAGGCAUCUCUGAGGAGGCGGACACCCUUGUUCUCCAGGAGACGGUCUCCUUCAUGAUCUCGGUUGCAGUGUCUGCCGAAGUAGCACUCUUUGAACAUAUCAUUGACACCCUCAACAGCGUCAUCGCGGGUGAGCGCCGGCAGUCACUUAUGGCACCUCCACCAUCGGAGACGCCGGGCAGCACCGAUGAAGCUUCGAAUCCUCAGAGCCCGGCUGAUGUCGUGACAAGAGGCUUCGUGCUACUGUUCCUGAAGACUAUGAACACCGACAGUCGCAAAGCCAGCGUAGCCUUCAAUCUUCUCGUGGAGAUCACCAGGUCUGCUCAGUCCACCGAUGCCCGCCUGACCGCCAUGAAGUUGCUCUUCCGACUGAGAGCUGACUGGGCAAACCGCAUCUACGUCAUAUCGUUCACUGAAUCCGAGGGACUGGCCGGCGUGCUUCACAGAACAGAGGCUUCACUGGCCAGGAAGCUUGCUGAAGACGCAGCGACUCUGCACAGGUCCAAGAGCGAGCAUGCAGGAAACUCAAGAGCAGCCAGGGGCGUUUCCUUUGGCACAGCGGUACAAGAUAGGAUGGUACCGAGUCGCACAGCUAGCAGCGUGAAACAUGGCGCUUCCAGGUACCACCAGCUUUGGUCCCUGCCAGACGCAGACGCCCUGCCAGAGACGCCCUCCUCGAGCGCUAGUCCGGUACUAUUCUCUCACGUGGAUAUGGAGGUGCAGCAAAAAGAUAAGACCCUCGGGGACGGCGCAGACGUUGGGGCAGACCAAGACGAAGAAGAAGCAGUACAUAAUAAAGCGCCACUGUUUGGGAACCUUCGCAUCACGUCAUGGCUCGACGCGAUCCUCCACAACCUGACCUCAGGCGGUGCUGAUUGGGAAAUAUACAGCUUCUGCCUUGUUCACCUGCCAUCACAGCUCAGCAACCACGCGCUGUUCAGGGACGCCAUCACGCAGAUACGAGAAGCUCGUCGAAUCAUGUGUGAGCAGAGCAAGCACAACCUAUUCCAGGACCCACCACCAGCCACGGGCCUCCGUCGACCCGAGGUCAACAUCUGCAUCUUUCAGGCGCUGACAACGAUCAUGAGUUAUCAUCAGGACUUUACGAAAUCUGAGGACGACGACCUGGUGCGGACCUUCUUGCAGGGCAUAGGUCAUUCGACGGCAAAGACGUGCAUUCAUGCCCUGACCAUCUGCUGUCACGAGAUGCCCCUCGCCACCACGAGGGCACUGGUCAACAUUCUGCAAAAGAUGUCGACCGUCAUUACGCAACCAUACGUCGCGGUGCACAUCUUGGAAUUCUUGGCCGGUCUUGCCAGGCUGCCGGCACUGUACAGCAACUUCAUUGAUGACGACUUCCGUAUCAUUUUCGGAAUGUGUUUUCGAUAUCUCGACACAGUCCGUGAUAAGAAGCGAUAUGCCCGCAACAGCUAUUCUGGUGAGAAUGUGGCUGCUACCAUCAACGCGACUCACGAGUACAACAUGCUUGGGCAGCCUACCAUCAGUGAUGACUUGCCUCAAUAUGUCUACGCUCUUGCGUACCACGUCAUCAGCUUCUGGUUCUUGGCCUUGCGACUGACAGAUCGAGCGAAACAUGUCAAUUGGAUCGCAAAGAGGCUCUUUCAAGGCCCGGACGGCGGCUUGACAUCGGACGAGCAGGCUCUCAUCACCAUGGAUUUCCUGCAGAGGGUGGCAUAUGCAGACGCGGACGACUCGGCAGAAAGCCCUUGGUUCACGGAAGCCAAGCGAGACGAGUACACGGAGAAACGAUGGAUUGUGGCCAACAGCUUGGUUUCCAUCAAGCAGGCCAAAUCUACGCCAUGGGCACAGGUCACAAGGAGACAACCAUCGGGCACCUCUUAUUUCACCGUCCGCGAAAACUUCCGGGCGCCGCCACCCCAUCAAGCCGGCAGCUUUGGGGAGAGAAAAGACAGGGCUUCGCUGACGACGAAUAGCUCCCUUCCCAGCCACCUUCUUGUCCACAUGCUCUCGUCUAUUCCCCAGAGCCCCGAGGCAGUUCUGCGGCCUAUCCCCCUCCCGGACGAGGAAGCUGUCGCUCGAAGCAUCAAGAUCUUUGAUCGCAUCUCCACCGUCGAUGGGCACAAGGUCGGCAUCAUCUACAUUGGCGAGAACCAGACCAGCGAGUCCGAGAUCCUGCAGAACGUCUCUGGCAGUGCUGACUACGUUGAGUUCCUGAACGGCAUUGGCAUGCUCACGAAAUUAAAGGGCGCCGAGUUCAAUACGCAGGGUCUGGACCGAGAGUUUGAUACGGAUGGCCAGUACACGUUCUGCUGGCGCGAUCGAGUCACGGAAAUGGUUUUCCACGUCAUCACGCAGAUGCCAACCAACCUCGAGUAUGAUCCUCAGUGUAUUCAAAAGAAGAAGCACAUUGGCAACGACUUUGUGAACAUCAUAUUCAACGACUCUGGUCUCCCUUUCAAGUUUGACACCUUCCCCUCGGAAUUCAAUUAUGUCUACAUUGUCAUCACACCAGAGUCUCGGGCCUCAUUCACUCUUCACGGCGGACCAAACGAAUAUUCGCCCUUCUUCAAAGUACAGGUGAUGAGCAAAGAGGGCUUCCCCGAGAUCUCACCUUGCGCAGCAACCAAGAUGGUCGACCUGAAGGCUCUGCCGGACUUUGUGAGGCUGCUAGCCUUGAACGCGUCCGUCUUCUCGCUCGUCUGGGCCAACCGUGAAUCAGGCGAGUAUCCCUCGUCCUGGCGCAGCCGACUCAGAGAGAUCAACCGCCUGCGCGAACGGUAUGCGCCCAAGGGCCUCAUCACCUCGACAUCUACCAUGCCUGGACAGACAUCAGGGCACCCUCCGCCCCCUCAGCAGCAGGUCGAAAGCCGCCCUUCGAGCGGGCUCAGGGACAGUACCAUUUCUGGUCUCAGCGGCAUGCGGCGUGCAUCGGUAGCCACGUUCCUGACCUCUACGAGCGAGCCGAACUCUCAGAGCCAUCGAAGCUCGGUGCUGAGCACGGCGACGGCCGACACAGAGAUGGUCAUGCCACCCAGCAACUUGGACUACGUUGUGGAGAGCUUAGAUUUCUCCAAGUGGGCUUGAAAAGCCCUUUCUCUGCACAUAUUUACGCGCUAUGCAUGUUACAUGCGACUAUGAUUGGAAGAAGAAGAGAAAAAAACCAGGGGAUCGUCUUCAAGGAAAUUCUAGGCGGGAAGGGGUAGGGCGAAAACUAUCUGGAGAAGAAAAAAAUCUGGUCUGCUCGGAAUGAAGUGAGGUGCAAUAAUAGAAACGGUUGAAGGGGCUUUGUCUGCGUUUUCGAGCGUUGCGGAUGGAGUCUAGGAAUAUGGGCAGGCGUGCUUGACUAUACCACAAAAGUUACUGCUUUUUCAUCUGCAUUCGACCUCGUCUCUUCUCUCUCUCCCUAUUUCUUUUUCUUUUGUCUUUACUGGCAACUAUUUACGCGGAGAACAGAGGGCAUGUGGUGGUCGAAACUCCAAACAGGAGAACACCGGGGCCGUACAGCAGACAGAUCGAUCACCUGUGUGUAUUAUAGAUACCAACCCCCAAAGAAAAACACUGCGUCUCCGCUCCUGAACAAAGGAUGUCGAAGGUCUGUUGUCUAACC